CCCAAGGCCUCGGGGUUGCGGGGAGGAAGGGUCACCCCGUCCUGCGCAGGAGGGGAACAGCGGUGGGUUGGGGAUUGCAACACGCCCAGGUAAGUCCUUUCCCACCUGGGCAGGGUAAAUAAAGAAAGGCUUGGAUUACCCGGCACCGGCGGCACGUCAGAGGCGCUGACAAGUGCGGGCAGCUUCGGCGUUCGUCACAGCCUGGGGACUUCGCCUGGCAGCACCCCCGCGGCAUGGCACGUGGCUCCCUCCCUGCCGGGGCGCUGCCAGCGGCGGCCAGGCCACCCGGCGGCGGGGUUCCCCCAGGGACCCCUCCCUGGGGUACCCUGCCCCGAGGAUGCAGAGCACGGUAGCAGGGCUCCGGAGGUUGUUUGGCCUCCCUGAGCAGGGAUGCUGGUUUAGGGGCGUCCCCAGGGAUGGGGGCUUGGAGCACCCCGCUCUCACUCUGUUGACAGGAGGGGGACGCCAGGGCAACCCAGCUGCCGGCGGCUCAAGGGUCCCCUUGUUCUGUGUCCAGGGAUUUCCUGGCCGGCGUCUCCGGCAGCUGCAACGUCUCUCCCUGGGGUUCCUCGGCGCUGUGCCCACUUUGCAGACAGGGAAACUGAGGCAGGCGGUGGGGCCGGAGGCAGGAGGGAGCAGGGACAUGCCGAAGGCAGGUUUCCUUGCAGGCGCCCCCGCUGAGUCAGCCGGGGCCGGGGUGGGGCCUCGCUCCAGCAGCGCCCAGCCGAGGAUAACGGAGGGGAAAGCGCUUUGCAUAUUUGAUUAAAUCCAACAGGUCGUCACCGGGCCGGUUGCGAAAUGUGGGAAUGCCGCAGGGCACCCCACCGGGAAGGGAGGCGGGGGAGCCCCUGCCGGGGGGCAGGUGAGGUGGAUGGGAGCGGGAUGGGAGCCUCAGCAUGGCCGGGAUGGCAAAGCGGGGGAUCUGGGGGCUGCCAGCUAAGCCAGACCCCCCACCCAAGUGGGACGGGUCCCUGCUCUGUCUGGACACCCUCCCCUUGGGUGCCCGGGCCUGGGGCCAUCCUCGGGGGAUGCCCUGCACCACGACCUGCUCGGGCCAUUAGCGGCAGCACCGUCCCCACGGACUACCACUGGCUUGGUCCCCGCUGUGACGCCCGCCUCUCUCCCCGCACAGGCGUCGUGCCCUUUGUAGCCCUGCUCCUGCUGCAGAGGCGGCCGGUGGCCGGCCGGGCGCUGCUGGUGACCGGCCCCGGCUGUCCUGGUCACAGCUUGUGCCGCUCCAACGUCCUGGAGCAGACCCGCAGGCAGGUCGCGCUGCUCAACGCCACCGCCCAGGACCUCUUCAGCCUCUACCUGAAGUGCCAGGGAGAGCCAUUCAGCAGUGAGACCGACAAGCUCUGCAACCCCAGUGGCACCUUCUUCCCCGCUUUCCGUGUCAACCGGACGAGCGAGAGGAAGGAAGUCAUGGUGGCCAUGUACAAGCUCUUCGCCUUCCUCAACGCCUCGCUGGGGAACAUCACACGCGACCAGGAGGAGCUCAACCCCACAGCCAAGGAGCUCCUCGACCGGCUCCACAACACCACCAAGACCACCCGGGGCCUCAUCUCCAACCUCACCUGCCUCCUCUGCAAGAACUACAACAUCUUCCAGGUGGAUGUCAGCUACGGGGAGAGCUCUAAGGGCAAGAGCACCUUCAAGAAGAAGCAGCAGGGCUGCCAGGUGCUCAGGAAGUACGUGCAGGUCAUUGCCCAGGCAGCCCGUGUCCUCCUACCUCAUCUCAGCCCCCUGUGAGUGCCCGCCCCGGCUCCUCCGCCCCCUGCCCAGCUGAUGGUGAGGACGGCCGAGGCAGCCACACCGUCCCCCCCGCCACCAAAUGAGACCCCGAGAGCCGCUGCAUCCCGACCUCCCACCUUUUUAUUUAUUACCCCAGACCCUGUGCUGGCCCCAUCCACCCUUCGGUAAUUUAUUUGCCCCUUGUGGGGUGAAUGUUGUAGCCUGGUGCGUCCUGAGCGGAGCAGAGCUGGGGCCGGCAUCCAGGAGGACGAGG
Phalacrocorax carbo (great cormorant) is the source of this 2005-nucleotide messenger RNA. The record is from RefSeq and is a predicted model, not a curated record. Lineage: Eukaryota; Metazoa; Chordata; Aves; Suliformes; Phalacrocoracidae.